Molecule: messenger RNA, 1265 nt
Organism: Sus scrofa (pig)
Lineage: Eukaryota; Metazoa; Chordata; Mammalia; Artiodactyla; Suidae
Gene: CALHM6
Product: calcium homeostasis modulator family member 6
Cellular component (GO): plasma membrane
Molecular function (GO): monoatomic cation channel activity
Source: RefSeq, a predicted model, not a curated record
UACGUCCUCUUCUGGGGGCGGGGGUUGGGCACCAGAGAAGUCAAUGGUGCCUGUGAUUGGGUCUGCCACAGCUAGUUUGGCUGAAAUAAGAAAGCGAAAGCUCAGUCCAGAGAAGCCCUAUUCCUUUUUUCGGAAAAAGCUGAUUAGCAAAGCACAGGAAACCCCAGACCCCAAGACUCCCCAAAUCAUUCCAGGAGCUGGGCCGCGAAGAGGCAGAAGCCUCUGGACCUGUCUCUGGAGCCCUGAGAUAGGAGCGCCAUGGAGAAGUUUCGGACGGUGCUGGACCUGCACCUCAAGCAUCACAGCGCGCUGGGCUACGGCCUGGUGAGCCUGCUGACCGCUGGCGGGGAGCGCAUCUUCUCCACCGCGGUGUUCCAGUGCCCGUGCAACGCCGCCUGGAACCUGCCCUACGGUCUGGUCUUCCUGCUGGUGCCGGCGCUGGCGCUCUUCCUGCUGGGCUACGUGCUGAACGCGCGCACCUGGCGCCUGCUGACCGGCUGCUGCGCCCGGCCGGGCUGCGGCGGGGGGCUGCGGACCUUUGUGGUGUGCGCGCAGCUCAGCGCGGCCGCCGCGGUUGCACCGCUCACUUGGGUGGCGGUGGCGCUGCUGGGGGGCACCUUCUACGAGUGCGCGGCUAGCGGGAGCGCGUUCCAGGCGCGGCGCCUGUGUCCCGGCCGCGACUCCCGCUGCGAGGUCCAGAUGCCGCUGGUGCCCUGCGGGCAAGCCCAGGUGCCCGAGGUGCAGGAGUUGCACAAGGAGCUCAAAGCCCAGUCGCAGGUGCUGGGCUGGGUCCUGAUAGCAGUUGUUAUGAUCGUCCUCCUGCUUUGUACAUCCGUCACCCGAUGCCUAUCUCCAGUUAGUUUCCUGCAGCUGAAAUUUUGGAAAAUCUAUUUGGAACAGGAGCAGCAGAUCCUUAAAAAUCAAGCCACAGAGCAUGCAGCUGAAUUGGCCAAAGAAAAUAUCCGAUGUUUCUUUGAGUCCUCACAUCCAAAGGAAUGCAACACUCCAAGCAUUAAAGACUGGCAGCAGAUUUCAUCGCUAUACACUUACAAUCCAAAGGAACAGUAUUACAGCAUGUUGCACAAAUAUGUUAACAGAAAAGAGAAGAAUCAGAGUAUCAGAUCUUCCCAAGGAGAUGCAAUGGUUCCUAUUUUUGGCUUUGUAGAUUCCACUGGUAUGAACACUACUCCUAGUUUAUGACCUUAUUAAUGAAUGAGAAAAAAGUUACUUUGAGUUAUUGAUUCAUUAAAAAGUAAGCAUUAGUA